Molecule: messenger RNA, 1065 nt
Organism: Didymodactylos carnosus
Lineage: Eukaryota; Metazoa; Rotifera; Eurotatoria; Philodinida; Philodinidae
Source: the annotation of a GenBank genome assembly
AUGGUGGCAGUUGAUGGCAUGAGUAGAAAUAUUGAUGCGAUCGCAGGUAAAAACCGUUAUUAUGCAACAGUGACAACACGAGAAUAUCGAGAAGCACUAAAAGUCUUGGAAGAUGCUGCUGCAUGUAAACUAAACUAUAGUAACAGAACGUAUGCUGAUGCUAUAGAAAAACUGAUAGUUAGAAAUUCUGAAUACGAUAGUGCUCUACUAUGUGGAAAAAAUGAAGAUAAUUAUUAUCAUUUGGAACUAAGAAAAUUUUAUGCUGAUCAUCGGAUAUUGGAUAGUGAAAAAAAAAUUAUAAUUAAUUAUAUGUUACAUUGUCUACCGGAUUUGGAAAAGGGUAUAUAUAGGCCCGCCGUUACGCUGAUCAGUAACGAUGACGAUUUAGUUUCAUUCUUCAAAUUUUACAAUGGUUCUGGUAGAGAAAACAUUGACAAAGAUGCCGGUGGAAUGUAUGCUAUAAUCAAAAAUAUGGAAUUCGGUGGCAUGAUGUCUAUUAGACAAUCAGUUAUAGAUCCAGAAGCAGCGGAAAUGUCACUUUAUUUAAGAGAAUUUCUUCAAAAUAAGAAAGUUGGCGCAAGAUUGAUAAAAUUUCAACUAGAAACAACAUUAGUAUUUGAUGCAAUAGCAUUUUCUUAUUGGAAUAAUCAAGAUUAUGAUAAUGCUAGUGUUUAUUGGUUAAAAACAUUAGAAAUUAAACAACAAAAUCAAAACCAACAUCAAGUUAAAGGUACAGCGAGUAUCAAAAAACUGAUCAUGAAAAAAAUCGGUGAGUUUUAUACAAACUGUUUAUCGCAUUAUAAGGGACAACCAUCCAAAAUAAUUGAAGUUCACAUUUCUAUUGCAUCUGUAUAUACAGAAAUUACACAGUACCAUAAAGCUCGUCAAGAAUACGAACAACAAUUAUUAUUUAUUGAGCAAAACGAUCCUGAUGCCAUUGGUUAUCAUAACACAUUAAUUGGUUGGUGUUAUUCAAAAGAAAAAGAUUACGAUCAUGCUGUGGAACAUUAUUUAAAAAAUUUAGAAUUAUACACGAUCAAUCAGAGAUACUUGAUGUUUAUUUGA